UGCUGGGUUUCGCUCGCCUCCACCUCACCUUGAGAGAAAAGCCGGCGGAGAGGGAUCGUGAGGCGAGAUGGUGCAGCGAUUAACCUACAGGAAAAGGCACAGCUAUGCCACCAAGUCGAAUCAGACUAGGGUCGUCAAAACCCCAGGUGGGAGGCUUGUGUAUCAGUACACGAACAAGCGAGCUAGUGGGCCGAAAUGCCCUGUCACUGGCAAGAGGAUCCAAGGGAUUCCUCACUUAAGACCAGCUGAGUAUAAGAGAUCUAGAUUGUCCCGAAACCAGAGGACUGUGAACCGUGCUUAUGGUGGAGUGUUAUCUGGAAGCGCCGUCAGGGAAAGGAUCAUUCGGGCAUUCUUGGUCGAAGAACAGAAGAUUGUCAAAAAGGUUUUGAAGAUCCAGAAGGCCAAAGAGAAGCAAGCCUCAAAGAGCUAAGGCAUGAAAGCAGGCUUCAAAUAUUUAAGAGUUUUGUUUUAUCUUGAAAAUUUUGUUCCGAUUCAUUAAGUGCUAUCGCUCUGUGUACUAGAAUUUUUGGUAAUAUGGUUUGUUCCAUUGUUUGCCUAUCUAUGGUUGUACUUCAUGCUUGAACCAGUUAACUUUUUCUUGAAUUUAUAAUCAGUAGUAUUUUACGAUA
This is a messenger RNA of Musa acuminata subsp. malaccensis (wild Malaysian banana), 629 nucleotides long. Its product is annotated as large ribosomal subunit protein eL34. The record is from RefSeq and is a predicted model, not a curated record. Gene Ontology annotation, molecular function: structural constituent of ribosome. Gene Ontology annotation, cellular component: cytosolic large ribosomal subunit; ribosome. Gene Ontology annotation, biological process: ribosome biogenesis; translation. NCBI's taxonomy places the organism in Eukaryota, Viridiplantae, Streptophyta, Magnoliopsida, Zingiberales, Musaceae.